Molecule: messenger RNA, 3619 nt
Organism: Erpetoichthys calabaricus (reedfish)
Lineage: Eukaryota; Metazoa; Chordata; Cladistia; Polypteriformes; Polypteridae
Gene: bicdl1
Product: BICD family like cargo adaptor 1
Exons: 10
Coding region: 714-2570 (618 amino acids)
Biological process (GO): Golgi to secretory granule transport; vesicle transport along microtubule
Source: RefSeq, a predicted model, not a curated record
CUUAGUUCCUCAACCAGGUACACUGUGAUAUCAGGACCACGGGGCCGCGCAUUCAACAAAGGAGGUGGGGCUGUCGGAGGCGCGUCUGGUCGUUUUUACAACGUUUGCUUUCAUAGCCGUAUGGAGACCGUGGCUCUGCUGCGCACGACGCACCUGACGUGACUGGCAAGAAUGGGGGUACGGGAACUGUGGUGUACUUGGACAGAUAAACAAACCUCUUCGUGUUAAAUAUAAACGAGAGAAGAAAUAUCAAGAGUCCACCUUGGACGUCUUAAGACUUACUCAUUGCAGACUGGAUAGUGAUAAGUAAACUAAGAGAUAAGCCAGCAAGGCAAGGGAAUCCGGGAGGGGAGGGUGGGAAGUGGGCUUUGGGAAAUCUGGAGCCCCCGGAAAAAGAAGCGCGGGUUAGCGGGGUACGUUUUUGCGGAAACAGUGGAAGAACACGGAUCAGUGGGGCAGGAGCACCGGGGAAACGAGCUGGUCUCGAGUGGGCCGCUGCACCGAUCUCCUGCCCAAACGGAGACGUCGUUUACAGGGUUCUGCGGACCUACCAUAAGAAAGACUCCGACAGUUAAAUGGCAAUCGCAUUGGUUCCUCCAGCGGUCGAGGACGGAUAAGUGCGACUUGCACCAACAGACCUUGAACAAGGCCAGGUUGGACAGGUUCGACGCCGCCGUCGCUGGUGUUACACUUACGGCCACCGCGGGGUGGAAAUGUCUGCUUUUUGCCUCGAUUUCCCUGCCUCCUCUUCGCCACCAUCCAAUUCAGCAUCCGCUGAGCUGGAUAGCUCCCGCAUGGAUCAGCCGCACGACCACAACACGAAGCCACCCCCAGGUGGUGGUGGGUUUACGAACGAUCUUAAUGGUCGGGCACUUCUGGGGUUGGGAUUGGCGCUGGAAGAAGAGUUGGCAUUAUUGCCAGGUGAGACAGAGCUGGACACGGGAGAUACAGCUCACGGACAGGAGCCUGAUCUGUUGUCGCUUAUCCGUCAAAAGGAGAAAGAUUUAGUGCUCGCAGCCCGACUGGGAAAAGCCCUCUUGGAGCGGAAUCAGGACCUGACGAGGCAGUACGAAAAGAUGCACCGGGAACUAAGCGACAAGUUAGAGCACUUGGAACAAGAAAAACAUGAGUUGCGGCGUCGGUUUGAGAACCGUGAGGGUGAAUGGGAGAGUCGUGUUGCAGAGUUAGAGUCCGAUGUCCGGCAGUUGCAAGAAGAGUUAGAGAGACAGCAGGCCCAGCUGCGUGAAGCAGAUCGUGAGAAGACUAAAGUGGUGAAAGAGCUUACCGAACAAAACCAACGACUCUUGGAGCAACUCAACAGGGCAGCAGAAGUGGAGAGGCAGCUAACCUUGCAGAUCCAGUCACUCAGGGAUGAGUUUCGAGAGAAGAGUAUUUCCAGCAGUCAACACAUGUCUCGAUUAGAGAUCCUGCAGGCCGAGAUUAAAAUGCUCUCGGAUCGCAAGCAGGAGCUGGAGCAGCGUGUUGGUGCAGUACUGGAGGAUAACGACAUUCUUCAGGGGACAAUUGAUGCACUGCAAGAGCGAACACUACUAUUCGAGAGACAAAGCAAUGAUAAAGACUUACAGCUGCGUCAGAACCAGGUAGAACUUCAAGAAGUGCGUCUUGCUCACCGGCAGCUGGCAGCUCGAAUGGAGGAGUUGAGUGAGGAGCGGAGCCUGCGAAGUCUGGGUUCCACAUCUACUUCGUUGCUUUCUGAGAUUGAGCAGAGCAUGGAGGCUGAGGAAUUGGAGCAGGAGAGAGAACAGUUAAGACUUCAGCUCUGGGAAGCCUACUGCCAAGUCCGUGCACUCUGCUCACAGCUACGGGGCAAUGACAUUACAGAUUCUGCCCUAUCCACUGACUCGUCAAUGGACGAAUCAUCCGAUACCUCGUCUGCCAAAGAUGUCCCAGCUGGCAGCCUGCAUAAUGCCCUGCAUGAGUUGAAGCGACUCACUCAAAAUUUGCUGGACGGGAAUGAAUCCACAGGCUCCCGUCGGAGUGAUGAGGAUGCUUUGGAAGAACAGGUCAAAAAGAUGAGUGAGGAGAUGCGUGUCCUGAGGGAAAAGAAUGAAGAGGAGCAACAAAAGGUUCAUUUGGGUCAGGAGGAACUUCUGCAACUUCAGCAUCAGCUGACACUCAUGUCUCAGGAAAUGAUUGACUUGAAAGAAGAGAGGGAGCAGCUCAAAACGACCGCUGAGGAAAGAGCAGCAGAUUGGCAGCUUCAGAAGGCUAUUCAUGACCGUGAUGAGGCAAUCUCAAAGAAGAAUGCAGUAGAAAAGGAGUUGGCCAAGUGCAAAAGUGACAUUAUGAGCCUCAACAGUCAGCUCCUGGAUGCCAUCCAGCAGAAACUGAACCUAUCCCAACAACUAGAGGCGUGGCAGGAUGACAUGCACAGGGUCAUUGACCAGCAGCUGAUGGACAAACACCAGGCUGAAUGGAGAGAGCCGCCAUAUUCGUUCUCGAACAGUGCAGGCCGGCGUGGCUGUCUGCCCCCUUCUGCCCAGCUGGAGGACCCCGCCUGUGGGGGGGCAGAGGCAAAGUGUCGUUUCUCAUUCUUUAAAAAGAACUGAUAGUUUAUAAAUCUAUAAAUAUCACAAGACUGCCAGCAGCAUGGACAAAUCCAAAGAUUUACUAUUUUUGUAAACUCUCAGAAAGUAAAUAUCUAUAUAACUUAAUACUUUGCUAAACAUAGGAGAAGAGAAUUUAAAAUGAGCCGAGACUGCUGUGUUUAUUCAGCUCAAUGUUUACACAAGGUGGGCAACAGUUGCUUGCCAAGUACCGUGCUUGUGCACUAUUGCACUUUUUAGGUUCUCGCGUGACAAGUUUGCACUGAUGAUCUUGCUGAAAUAUGCAAGUCUUGGUCAUUGUUCUGCAAAUGUCAUGCAGCUUGUGAGCUACUCUAACCCUUCACUCCUCACUAAGCUCGAAAGACAUGGUGAGGUGAAUGGUCACUCCCAAUACUGACUGGAAUAAGGGAGCUAUACUGUAAGAAUACAUCUUCAGUUCCUUGGUCAUUAUAAUACCCAGUGUGCCCUACAUACAAAAGGUACACUGUGACUAGAUUUUGUAAUGGCUUGACCUGGAAAUGAAACUUACUUUAUGCAAUCGCCACAUCAGUCCUAGUUUGCACAACAGCCAAAUCUUGUUUUUUCAGCCUUGAACCAUCUUUUCUCCAAAUUCUAUAAAAGGCCCACAAGGUUAUUUUUCAUCAGUGCAAGAGUUUGCAUAUUGAAUGAGACAUGGAUCACAUGGUAGGCUUGUUCAAUGGCGCUGGAAUGCUGUCUCAAAGGGGGCCUAUAGUAAUUUAGUUUUACAGCUGCUAUGUAUUUUGGGCUCCUCCAUGAAUAGGUCCAGAUUUUAUACAUAAAUACAGAUUAUCAGUUGCCAGUAGAAAUACUGUCUGUUUUACAUGCAAUAAGUGAGUCUACUGUGAACACAGUACAUCAGUUAAAUCACUGAUGACUACUGUGAAGAACAAAUGUUUAAUAAUGCCACCAUUUCAAUAAAAAUAACUAUAGCAGCCUGCAUGGAAAAUGUGACACCGCACUUUGCAACACCCAUGUAGAGUAACAUGUUUUCUCUUGUCCCUCCAUACCCUAAAUAAAAAGCAUUAAUUUUU